AUGGUUUAUCAACCGACUAUGGCAAAUGAGUUGCCUCCCUUGACAAGUGCUUCGAAAACAGUCGAACGAUCAACUUCAGCCAGUUAUUCUUAUGUAACUGACUGGUAUAUUUACUUGAUUCGUGCUCUUCAAGAAGUUCCAUCAACACGAAGUUGUAAAGAAAAAUUUGUUGAAGAAUGCAAUAUUCUUUACGAACACAAUCCUUCUGUUCUACAAGCAAUAAAAGAGUUCAAUGAUACAUAUGUUCCGGAAGACGCCAUUCGUUGGUAUACACGUGACGGCUUUCUCUACAAAGUGCUAAAUAGAGUUCUUCGUGAACAAAAUCAACAUGGUAUUCAGCUAUUGCAUUUCUUUAUCUAUGAUCUCGAUCGACAAUUGAAAAGCGAACUGAAAACAACAAAACAAGAUUGGAUGAAAGCCGAUACUGUGCAUCUUUAUCGUGGACAAUUGAUGUCACUCACGGAACUGGAACAACUUAAGAAAAAUAAGGGAGAAGUAUUAUUCAUCAAUAGUUUUCUUUCAACAACAGUCGAUUUCGCUGUUGCGAACAUGUUCUCAGGGGCAGGUGUCUUUAGUCUCGAUGAUCCCAUACAGGCAGUCAUUUUUCAUAUCGAAUGGGCAGACUUCAGUCCUAAGCAAGGUGUUGCUGAUAUCCGUCGUUUAAGUUUUAAUGGUGAUGAAGGUGAAAUUCUUCUUUCUCCAACUCAUACUGUCAACCUCAUUGAUUGUGUUUACGAUGAGAAAGAACGUGUAUGGAAUGCAAUAUUUACCCGUAUAUGCCAAACAGACGAUCCGUUGAUACGAAUCAAUGACGAUGAACGUCUUAUGAGGCUUGAACUGACACUACGUCAUCUCAUGGAAGAAGACAACUCGUCGAGCAAUGACAUCGAAGACGAACUAGAUACAUCUUCUAAUUCAGACGAGUACAAGUUUGAAUUUACAAGAAAAUUCUGUGCAACAUUCAUUGAAGACGUGCCGAUCCUUCUACGUGAACUCGAAUUACCAGAACUCUGCAGUGUCACGUUGAAUAGCGACAAUUUAGGUCGUUUUGAAUUGAAAACACUCCGAUCGUUCACUACUGAUUCAUUCGAUCAUGGACCCGAAAUUCAUGAUAAAAUGGUUGUUACUUUGUACGAUUCUUUGGGUAGCGUAUUCAAGACAAAGGGAAAGCUAAUGGAAGCUUACUAUUAUUAUCAAAAAGCAUCACUAUAUGACGAACCUCAAUCACAGACUUCUUAUACAAGACAAGUGAGUUAUUUUUUGAAAUCAUUGUGA
Rotaria sp. Silwood2 is the source of this 1275-nucleotide messenger RNA. Lineage: Eukaryota; Metazoa; Rotifera; Eurotatoria; Philodinida; Philodinidae. The record is from the annotation of a GenBank genome assembly.